Funneliformis mosseae is the source of this 509-nucleotide messenger RNA. The record is from the annotation of a GenBank genome assembly. Lineage: Eukaryota; Fungi; Glomeromycota; Glomeromycetes; Glomerales; Glomeraceae.
AUCCCCUGAUUACAGCUCCAAAUAUGAUCACAACGACAAAUAUGAUCAUGGCAAGAGAUCCCCUGAUUACAGCUCCAAAUAUGAUCACAACGACAAAUAUGAUCAUGACAAGAGAUCCCCUGAUUACAGCUCAAAAUAUGAUCACAACGACAAAUAUGAUCAUGACAAAAGAUUCUGUUAAUUUCUUAACAAAAAAUUUCAAUGAUAUGAAUUUAAAAGUUAAAAUUUUCAAAUUAUUUCCAAUCAGAAGUACAUACUACGCCUCGUCACGUACAGUAGAUCAACGCGAAUCUUAUGCUGUAUUGGCUCGGUCGUUUGAAAAUAGCGGAGUUAACGUUAGCAGUACUUUUUGCUCCAAUACAAACUGGCCCUUGAAAUUUGUGGCCUUAUCGAAUUUAUCAAUGGGUAUCAAAAACGAUAAACAAGAACUUUCUAGUCACAUGCAAGAAUCCCAGGAAAUUUCUCAUAAUUUGAAGGAUGACUAUAAAUACAGUUUUGAGUAUAUUUGA